Plasmodium inui San Antonio 1 is the source of this 3807-nucleotide messenger RNA. RefSeq lists its product as hypothetical. NCBI's taxonomy places the organism in Eukaryota, Apicomplexa, Aconoidasida, Haemosporida, Plasmodiidae. Bases 1 to 3807 code for a protein of 1268 amino acids. The transcript has 3 exons. The record is from RefSeq and is a predicted model, not a curated record.
AUGAAUAUAUUAAAGGGGAAAAACAUUAUAACAACCUGUUUAGCGAAUUUUGAAAGAAGGCGUGGAGGAGGGAAAAGUAACCUCUGUGCAUUUCACACGAAACAAAAGAAGAAGAAGAAAAAAGAGAAAGGUCUAACUGAUAGCAGGAAGGGGACAAACUUUUUAAAAACGUUAUGCAAUAAAAACUUUAUCAAUCAUUUGGAUCCUAUAAAUUUAUUUGAAAAUUUGAAACACGUAACUGAGUGUAGUGUCGGCGAAGAUGUCAUUAGGAAUUAUCUAUACAGAGUAAAACUACUAAACGAACAAUGGAGCCUUAACAAAAUAUACUUCAUUUUAAAAACGCUCGUGAAGUAUAACCUUCGCGAUGUUGUGCUGAUGAACAAGCUGGAGAAGACGAUUAACGAGUUAGUUCCACUAUGCCAGGGAAAUAAGGCAGAAAAAGACCCCUUUGAAAAUGUGUACAUUGUGAGGAUAUCCUACAUUCUGCAUGCGUUCUGUCAUUUCGGGUAUACAAAUUGUGAAGUGGUGGAAACGUUAGUAAACAUUUUAAGCACCAAGUUUGAUUACAUCAUUUUUUAUACCAACUAUGUGGGUCCAGUGUUUAACGAGUAUGCUCUGGUCUGUGAGGAAAACGGCCACUAUGUUGUGAGGGGGAAUACCUCAGCUGCCGCGUCGCCUGACGUGGAAUGGCAAAGGCGCGGCGAAGUCUUCGUCAGGAACAUAAACUUCAACGAGAUCUACCUCAUUGUGAACACCAUGAAAGGCUGGGAACACACAAAUAAGGUCUUGCUAAACAAGCUCAAAUUUCUGUUUUAUUUUAACUGCAUAGACUUAGACAGGGGAACUGAUAGCAACUACAAAUAUGUUACCCUUCUCUUCCAUUUCUUUUACGAACCGGGUGACAUACAUCUGUCAAACAUUAUGAAAUUUUUUUUAGAAAAACAUGCAGAUAUGAACAAUGUGCAUGACCUGGUUUUAACGCUGGUGACGGUUUACUACGAGGGCCUCGAAAAGAGAGGGAACCUUAUCAGUAUGAGUAGCAGCAGAGACGUCCCAGGGGAGAGGCCACUUCACAACGAAGGACAUCUUAACAGUACCCAUAGGAAGAACCUGAAAUAUCUGCAAAGCGAUGAUAUAAUUAGCGUGAUAGAAGGAAUUCCUUUUAUCCCUAAUGGGAAGAAGCAAAAAUUGAAGGCGAUUCUGCAGCAUGUGGGUCAGCACAGCAGUGUUAGGAGCACGAACUUUGUCGAUCUUAUAUACGAAAAAGUUUUACACAUGUUGAGCCGUAAAUAUGAGGAGGAAGAGUUCAAAGGGGAAGAAGCCCCUGGCGCUAAAUUGUCGCAAAAUGUACAAGUCACGCUAAAAAGGAGAGCAAAUGAAGCUUCGCUAUGCCCAAGUGAUAAAUCAAGUGAACUACAAAGCUUAACCGAGUUGGUCAAAAUUCGCAUCUGUACUUUUGGAGAAGUAGAUUCUUUAUUCUAUUUGUACUUAAAAAAUAAAGUGCACCUUUUUAACAUCGAUACGGUACUGAACAUAAUGAAAAGCUUUCUUUUUGUGUACCAGCUGCAGAAUGAGUUGAGUAAAAACUACCAUAGGGUACUACAUCUAACUGAUACUUAUACAAAUGUUGUAAGAAACAAUUUAGGCAGUCUAACAAGUCUGAUCAUUCAGAUGGUUAGCUCCAUGUCCUUAGACAGACUUUAUGCCUUAUGCAGUUUGAAAGAUCUCAGCAUGUUGCUUUAUUUCUUCUACCAAAUAGGCAAUAUAUUCGUGAACCCAAUGUUUGAAGAAUUGUACUUAAAAAAGGUACAAAGGUAUGUAGACAGUAUUGUAAUUACCAAGUUGAAGUUCCUUCUGAGUGGAGGAAGCCGGGAUGGUCACCCCCCAUCUGGCGUCACCGCAGAUCUUUGGGGUAGGAAAAAAACAGAAGAAUGUGAUGUAAAGAGGAAACGGGAUAGCACGCUACCUAUAAUACACACAAAUGGAACAUAUUCGAGUGAGAAAAAAGAGGUGCUGGCUAACCGUGGCGGUGGGAGUUACCAACUUGGCGGUGCUAUGCAGUACCGCCUUAAGGUACGAAGCAGUGGGGAGAACGAAAGGGAAGGCACUGGUGGGUAUUUCCCAAAUGUGCAUUGCCCAAAUAGCGCAUGCGAGGAGCACGGAGAACCAAUUGACGUCCACAUUUUACUGCUCAAUAUGUACAGCAAAAGGGGACAAAACAAAAAUGUAAUUCAUAUGUUGUUGGAGAUAUUGAAUAGGCACCAAGUAGGAAGGAAAAUAAUUCCUUGCACGAUUUAUGUAAAUUUACUAAACUCUUUUGCCAAACUGAGGUACCGAAAUUUGGAUCUGAUCGGCACUUGUUUACAAAAAAUUAGUGAACACUCGGGGGAAUUGCAUUUUUUCGAGUACACCAAUCUGCUCAUCUCCCUAUCGAAGCUUAACGUGUUUGCUGUUAAUCUGAGUAUGUACGAUGGGGUGUUUUCCCCCCAAGAUGGUCCUCCCCGCGGCUGCACUUAUCAAGACGAGACAAACCGAAUCUUCCUGAAUGAGUACAACGGCGAGGACACAAAACGAUUCGGCGAGGCAAAAAUUGUCCACUAUUUAAAAAUAAUUUUGAAGCAAAUAAACGAAAGUAUCAGUAACUUUGUCGCUAUCCCAAAUUACAAAAUGGCCAACGUCAUACCAAACGUGCUCAGCAGUUAUACAGUUUUGGGUUUUGACAAAAUUGAUUUUAAAAAUGUGAACAAAUUGUUGGAGUGUUUUCAUGACUAUGUGUUUGGUUACUUCCGGGAAAGACUCCUGAGCGGUUGUAGAAGCCGCUCAAGCAGUGAUAGUAGCCGCCAAACCCGUGAUAGCAGCCGCAGCGUUGGCGACACCAACCCGAAUGAGGGUGAACGUAAGGGAAAUGAACACUCAUAUUUGCACCAAGACAUUCUCACCUGCAUGAAUAACCCAAUCAGAAAAAACCACUACUGGUACUUCAGUGAAAAAAACAACAUCAUAGUAAGGGGAAAGGACACCAAUGAGACGCUGUACCUUCCAAUUCAGUGCUUAUACCAAGUGUACAUUUUUAAUGUCUACUUCGGGGCGUACGUGCAGCGCUUGUUUAGUUCCUACGGAUGUGGAAAAGUGGUUUCAGGGCAAGUACGAAUUGGGGAGGCGCUAAUUGGCCAAUCCGGUGGAGAAAGCAGUUCACGAAGCUUUCCAAACAGUACAAAUUUAUUCUUAAAAAACAACCCAGAUGUUAAAAAACCCGAAACUUCCACCCUUCUAAGCGAACGCAGCAAGCACAUCCUAAAUAACGUCACUUUUUUUGUCAAGUAUAUAAACAAUUUUUAUAAAAAGAAGAGGUAUGAAAGGUACAAUCUUUGCACACAGUUUGUGCACAGGUGUGGGGAUAAGGCAGCCUCAAAUGAACAGCUAAUUCAUUACGUAAAAAACUGUUGCAUGAAAAUCAAGUGGGACCUUGCUAGUGUACAUUCGUCCAGUUUUCACAGAGAGGUACUAUCCACGGUGCUUUCACUGGGCGUUAAAAAUGUGCAGUGCGAGGUCCCAUUCAUGGACGGAAUAUACACCGUGGAUAUCGUCAUUAACAAUUCGGUAUGCAUAGAAAUUAACGGAAGCAACCAUUACUACUACGACAACAACUUGAGAAGAUCAGGAGAAAAACUCGAUGCCCUAAACCUGAUAAAGUAUUACUUGCUGAGCAAAAAGUACAAAUUAAUUUUGGUCUCGUACCUGGACUGGAAUAAUCUAAAAAGUGCUGAGGGGAAGAAGGACUACUUGGUGAAAAGGAUGCACGCGUAG